This is a messenger RNA of Schistocerca nitens (vagrant locust), 600 nucleotides long. RefSeq lists its product as uncharacterized. The transcript has 3 exons. The record is from RefSeq and is a predicted model, not a curated record. The coding region runs from base 1 to 600 and encodes 199 amino acids. NCBI's taxonomy places the organism in Eukaryota, Metazoa, Arthropoda, Insecta, Orthoptera, Acrididae.
AUGGAUAUUCAUGUUCUUCAAAGCCAGCCCGCCCAGAAGGUCGCGUUUAAAGACUCUUCCACGGUUCGUGUGGGUCAUAAUCUUGUUCGCAAUAAGCCACCCACCCAGCCCUCUGCUAUGCGACCCAAGCAUUUGGUCCGCGGCGGGUUCCAGCCGCGCCUUCCGACUUCGCUGCCGCCACCAGGGCAGCAGCAGCAGCCGUCGCCGCUACCACGCCGACAGCCCGUCCCGUUCAUGCCUCCCGCGCAGCUUCAUACGGGAGCGCCCCAGGUGGUCGCUCCGGCGCCUGCGGUCCCUCUUCAGUCGCCACCGCCUUCGGAGCUGAUGGACGUCGACCCCUCAGCCGGGCCGCCUUCCCAAGCGGUGGCUGUGCAGCCUGUCCUGCAGCCGCUUUCCUUGGGCACCCCCAAGGAGUCUGACACCGCAGCGCCUUGUCCGGCGCCCACUCAGCAGCCGUCGACGCAGCGUCAGGAGACGCUGCCUCUCUUCGUGGGUCCCGACGCCCCGUCGCGUCCAGUACCAGAAGCUGCGCCCGUGGUCACAGGCGUGCACCCUGCCCUCGGUUUUCAGGAGCCGCGCCGCUCUCUAGCUGUUCUGUGA